Messenger RNA from Tripterygium wilfordii, 1095 nucleotides. RefSeq names its product putative F-box protein At3g16210. Gene Ontology annotation, molecular function: protein binding. The coding region runs from base 1 to 1095 and encodes 364 amino acids. The record is from RefSeq and is a predicted model, not a curated record. Lineage: Eukaryota; Viridiplantae; Streptophyta; Magnoliopsida; Celastrales; Celastraceae. The transcript has a single exon.
AUGGAGGAUAUUCUGUUUGAGAUACUCGCGAGGCUUCCUGUAAAAUCAUUGAUGAGAUUCAAGUGCGUCUGCAAAACUUGGUUUAAUCUUUUUAAGAAUUCAGAUUUUAUUGGCAAGCACCAUCUCUUGACCUGCUGCAACUCCAACCCUAGUUUCGGUAUCACUCAUGAUUCCUCCUAUGAUGAUGUGAGAUAUUUGUCGUUGUUCUCUGAAAAAUCGCUUACGUUGACGGAAAAAAUUUCUAUACCAUUCACCCGCAAGGGUUGUCCAUUCUUCUGUAACCAAUUCCGGUUCCCUUAUCUAGUCGGUCCCUGUGAUGGUUUAUUUUGCCUGUAUUCCGGAUGGGAGAUUGCGCUAUGGAAUCCAGCCACUAGAGAAUUCAAGUCACUCCCUCCACCGCCCAUGGACAAAAUCAUCGUUGUUGGAAUCGGAGGAAUCGGAGGAGUCGCGUUUGGUUUCGAUCGCACGAAUAAUGACUAUAAGGUGCUAGUUUACCAAGACGGAUCCAGUAAACUUUAUUUAUAUUCUCUCAAGAGUGAUUCUUGGAAAGAAAUCCCGGCCCACGCCCAUCCAAAUAUUUCUCCCGUGUAUCAUCCACGGUUUUGCACAUAUUUGAAUGGUGUUUGUUAUUGGUUGGGUAGACAAGAGGAGGAUCGUGUUGAAUGUAUCAUGUCCUACGACAUGACUGAUCAAGUGUUUCAGAAGGUGCCGCUUCCAGAUUCUGAUUCUUCAUAUGAUGAGGGUGUAGGACUUUGCAACUUCAGAGGAUGUCUUGCCCUUAUCUAUAACACCGGGGGGGUUUUUCCCUGCUUUGAUGUAUGGGUGUGGACUGAAGGUAAAGCUGAAGAAAAGGGGUACUCUUGGUUUCGAAAAGUAUCUGUCCGACCCCUUUACGAACGUCAAGUUUAUAUGUCAUUGGGUAUUGGGAAAGAUGGUCGGUUAUUUUUUAGAAAUUCGGAAGGGCAUGUAUUCUUCUAUGACACUAGAAGCCAACAAAUGGAGAAGAUUUUGCAUCUUGAUGAGGCUGAUGAAACUUCGCAAGUUGUUGUUAGUUAUGUGGAGAAUCUCCUUUCAAUCAACCCUACACCUGAUUGA